Molecule: messenger RNA, 381 nt
Organism: Arabis nemorensis
Lineage: Eukaryota; Viridiplantae; Streptophyta; Magnoliopsida; Brassicales; Brassicaceae
Source: the annotation of a GenBank genome assembly
AUGGCUGCUUCGCUUUCUGCAAAUCAAGGUUUGCUCGGAACUUCCUUCUAUGGUGGUUGGGGAAGUUCCAUCUCCGGCGAUGAUUACCACACCAUGCUCGCCAAGACACCGCGACAAGCCCGAGUCUCACGGAAAGCCAUCAGAGCACAGCCGAUGAUGAAGAAUGUCAACGAAGGCAAAGGCUUAUUCGCACCUCUCGUCGUUGUCACUCGCAACAUAGUUGGCAAGAAGAGGUUUAAUCAGCUCCGAGGCAAAGCCAUUGCCUUGCACUCUCAGGUGAUCACAGAGUUCUGCAAAUCCAUAGGAGCAGAUGCCAAACAGAGACAAGGACUCAUCAGGCUUGCUAAGAAGAAUGGAGAGAGGCUUGGCUUCCUCGCUUGA